AUGGUCUACUCUCUGGCUUAUCGCCGCCCGGAGCGUGUCGCCCGCCCCUCUUCCGCUGCCUCUAUCUCCGGUGAGACCAAGCAAAAGUCAAUUCAUGACUCCAUCAAGUCUGGCAGCAGCGGCAUGUCCCAUGGCAUUCCUGAAGCUCUUUCCUUCGACCGCAUCAUUGCUGGUGGUGUGUGUCCUCCCUGCACUGUGCGCGACUUCAUGAAUUUCCUCAAGUACAUUGAGCUGUCCGCCGAGAAUCUGCAGUUCUACCUCUGGUUCCGCGACUACAGCAAGCGAUUCAAUGAGCUGCCUGCGAGCGAGCGGGCCCUCUCACCCGAGUGGUCUGGCGACAAGAGCAACGCCGAGACCAAACAAGGCCCAAAGGUCGUCAACGCUGAUGCUGCAGCCAUUCUCGCCGCGUCUGACUUCGGCAAUGACCCCAAGGUCUACGAGUCUGAAAAGAGUGGUAGCAACCCCUUCUUCACUCCUCCGCGCACGCCCAACAGCGUCGAGAGGCAAGAAGGUGCCUACUCUUUCGACUCGUAUGAUGGCAGCUCCAUCGGUAGAGUGGAUCACUCCAAGCGCGCCGAUGGUGCGUUUGAGAGUGCAGGACUCAAGUGGAAGCCUUGGAAGAAGCGCUUACACACGACAGUGUCCGUUCAACCCUACCGAGAGGAGAUCAACCGCAUCAUCUCUAUCUACAUUGCUGAUGGCGGCUCGCGACAGCUGAACCUGUCUUCCAAGGAGCGCACGGCACUCCUGCAUGCGCUCCAAAACACCACUCACCCUUCAGCCUUCGCCGAUGUCAUCGCGACUGUUGAGUGGUCACUACGCUGCCAGGCUCACCCCAACUUCAUCCGCUGGACCAUCUGCAACGGCAACCGCCCCCGUGUCAUCUUCGCCCGUGGUCUUGGUAUUGGUGGCAUCGUCGCUGGUCUGCUCGUAGCCAUCAUUCUCACUUUGAGCACUGCGAGCCGCGCAUGGCGAGUCCUGUCCCUCAUUGGCUUCUUCAUCGGCAUCUCAACCCUGAUCGCCGCGUGGAAGGGCAUGUGUGUGGUUCUGCACGGCAUGCACCACCGCCAUCUGCGACCCUGGGAGCUCUUCGGCUCGGACGACGAGCCCGAAGGCUUCGAUGCGAAGCUUGACUCGAUGGACACGUUCAACACGCAUGCGUCGAGCAACUCGUGGGAGGACGAGCCCUGGGUCGCUAGGUACGAGAAGCGCAACGUCAUCCGCAAGGUCUUUGACCGCGAGGUCUGGAUCCAGGAGCCCGCGCUUCGCCAGAUCCAGGACACCAUCUUUGUACAAGCCAUUCUCGGUGCUCUUGUAAUGUCUGCUGUCGCUGUCGGCAUCUUCUGUGCCAUUCCCAAGGGCAACUACUUCUAG
Molecule: messenger RNA, 1374 nt
Organism: Parastagonospora nodorum SN15
Lineage: Eukaryota; Fungi; Ascomycota; Dothideomycetes; Pleosporales; Phaeosphaeriaceae
Exons: 3
Coding region: 1-1374 (457 amino acids)
Source: RefSeq, a predicted model, not a curated record